UAGAACGUGACGUCACACUUGUCGGCACCGGUCUGCUGCUGCCAGUGCGUGCCUGAGACAGCUGAGGAUUUCCAAACGGGGAUCCCGACUCAUACGGCCUAAUAUUACCAAACGUUGCAGUGUAUCGUGUGUUUAAAUGGCGAAAACGUACGAUUAUCUCUUCAAACUCUUGCUCAUUGGAGACAGCGGAGUCGGCAAGACAUGUCUGCUGUUCAGGUUCAGCGAGGACUCCUUCAAUACCACCUUCAUAUCUACAAUAGGAAUAGACUUCAAAAUCAGAACAAUCGAGCUGGACGGAAAAAGAGUCAAGCUUCAAAUUUGGGACACUGCAGGACAGGAGAGGUUUCGCACCAUCACAACAGCUUACUACAGAGGAGCAAUGGGCAUUAUGCUGGUCUAUGACAUCAGCAAUGAGAAGUCCUUUGAAAACAUAAAAAACUGGAUUAGAAAUAUUGAAGAGCAUGCCUCGUCUGAUGUGGAAAAGAUGGUCCUGGGCAACAAAUGUGACAUGACUGACAGGAGACAGGUGUCCAAAGACAGAGGAGAAAAGCUUGCUAUUGAUUAUGGAGUUAAGUUCUUGGAAACCAGUGCAAAGUCUGGCCUGAAUGUAGAAGAGGCUUUUUAUAGCAUGGGAAGAGACAUAUUACAUAACCUGAGCUCAAAGACAACUGACAACAAUGCCGGAGGAUCUGGAAAGCCUGUCAAGAUCACAGAGAAAAAGUCAAAGAGGAUAAAAUUGUUCAAGUGUUCACUCCUCUAGGAUCUGGCUCUGGUGUUCUUGGCUCUUGCGUGACUUUCCUGUUUUUGGAGGGCUCCUGCCUCCCGGGCGUCCUUGCAGCAGCGGCAUCAUUGGUAAUAUGCAGAGAGCCUUACUUCCAGCUGAAGCUCACAGGUUCAUGAUGUUGAGAUCCCAUCCUGAUCUGCUCCUGACCAGAUGAGGAUCAACCCGGAAUGAGGCCUGAAACUGUUUAUCCGCUCAUGCAAAGGACUUGUUCGUGAUAAUCAGCAUUGGUUAGUAGCUGGCCAUGCAGUGUCUGCUCACAGGAGGCAGAGACUAUGUUGGCUUUUAUAUUACUUCUGUUGGAUGUCAUUGAAUAGAUUUUAUUAAAUAGAAUACAAUUCUGCAUAGUUGUCUUUAUAAAUGGGAGUAAAAAAGAAAAAAAUCUGAAUCUUUCUUAACUUGUAGCAUUGUUUUAUACAUACUACCUAUUGUCAUAUUUACUAUGAUGAUGCUUUCAGAUAGACAUGAGUCUAAGCAUUGAUUGUAUUUGUCUGUGUAAAUGUAUGUAUUCAAACCUGCCUAUAUUCUCCUGUUGCACUGACAACAUUUAUAUUUCUUCAUAUGCGCCUUUGAAGGAGUCACAGUAUUGUGAUAGAAAAGACAGAAUUGUUUAUAUAUGUAACCGUCUGUCUUUAAGGAAACCUUUAUGUAUACAGGUUUUUUGUGUCAAAAUGAAACUGAAAGGGUGUUUGUUUCUUGGAAGAUGUACCUACAUGAUGUUAUGCCACUGUCAGUAUUUGCAUGAAAGCUAUAGUGAUUCCCCUGAGUGGAUCAUUAUUAAGCACAUUUUACAGUAUCUGGACAUAAAAUGUUUACAGACCAUAUUUAAA
Gymnodraco acuticeps is the source of this 1611-nucleotide messenger RNA. RefSeq names its product ras-related protein Rab-8B. Gene Ontology annotation, molecular function: GTPase activity; GTP binding. Gene Ontology annotation, biological process: protein secretion; cellular response to insulin stimulus; regulation of exocytosis. The record is from RefSeq and is a predicted model, not a curated record. The coding region runs from base 137 to 760 and encodes 207 amino acids. Lineage: Eukaryota; Metazoa; Chordata; Actinopteri; Perciformes; Bathydraconidae. Gene Ontology annotation, cellular component: trans-Golgi network transport vesicle; endosome; plasma membrane. The transcript has 8 exons.